Messenger RNA from Nelumbo nucifera (sacred lotus), 1602 nucleotides. Its product is annotated as homer protein. The record is from RefSeq and is a predicted model, not a curated record. NCBI's taxonomy places the organism in Eukaryota, Viridiplantae, Streptophyta, Magnoliopsida, Proteales, Nelumbonaceae.
AAUGCACUUAACUCAUCUGGUCGUUCAACUUCAACUCUGGACGUGGCCGCUGUUAUCCAUUCCCUGCACGAUUUCUGCAACCGAAGUACCAAACCCAUGGAAGCCCUAAUCAAUCCUAAUUGGUUCUGCUCUCCAUGCCUUAACAGUCUUCUCGCAAAACGACGUUCUAUUUAUUAUCCAACCUCCGUUAGGAUUUCCAACAGAAUUUCUUCAUUGUCUCGAAUACUGCUUGUGAAAUGCAGCUCGGAAGAGAGAACAGAAGGGAAUUUGAAAAACGCUCUAUCUGGAAUGGUCGAUAAGCGAGUAGAGGAACUGUUGAACAGAGAGGAAAAUAGGGCUUUGUUAGAUGAUUUGGACAAAGCAUCCCAAAGAGUUGAGAUGGCAAGGAAGGAGCUUGCAGAGAUCGAAAGACAGCAGAUAGAAGCUGCCCAACUGAGAGAUUACGUUAAUCAACUCGAGAGUAGAGCUUCCGAGAUUGCAGAAUGCCAAAAGGAAAUAUUAGAAGCAAAAGCGAUGGUUGAAGAAGCUGAACGCUCUCUUUCUAUAAACAUGAACGACCUUGAGUCUGCAGUUAAUUUUAAGGACAAAAAAAAUGAGGGAAUUGACAAAGGAGAAGAGAGGUGGGAGUCUAUAAAAGCAGCAUCUAUAUCUGCUAUAGUUGGAACAAUUGCAGGGCUUCCCAUUUCCGUUUCUCAGGUUAGCAGCAGUGCCCAGCUAAUACUUCCAUUAGCAAUCACCUUCAUUAGUUGCAGUUUGUUUGGAGUUACAUUUCGGUACACUAUACGAAGAGAUUUGGACAACAUUCAACUUAAGACUGGGACUUCUGCAGCUUUUAGCUUUGUCAAAGGCUUAGGGGCACUAGGAGCUGGACCGCCUUUAGAAUUAGAUAUUGGGAGUUUCUUGUCUCAUGCUGUUGAUGGUGCAGUCUAUGUAUCUGAGAAUCUUUUUAUCUUUGCUUUUUCUGCUGUUGCUCUGGAUUUCUGCUUUAAGAUGAGGUUAUUGAGUCCUUUUCCCAUAAAAAAAUCAGUUACCAGAACCAAUACAAGGGUAGGGCAGUAAUGACUUUGUCGGUGAGAGCGAGCAAAUUGAAUCAUUGGAACGCCAUUUGAUAACGAGUCCAAUGGAUGAAUGGUUGGGUUAUCGUUGGUCCUUUCUCAUCUGAGAAUACCACGGAGAACUCCAUGUGAUCACGUUUGGUUUGGAUCCUGAACUCCUUGCCUUCAGGCUUAUCGGGAUGUACAAAGAGUUUCACCAUGGCCACAGAGCUUAAGUUUGGUCUUACAUGGGGAGAGGGCUAGUCCUUUGGCUGCUUCUGCUGAUGUUACGCCUCACCAACGAUGACAACAGAUCAUGGGGCCAAAUUACCCUUAAAUUAUGUCAUUUAUCGAUGGCAAAUGCACGCCAGAUGCUAAAUUCUAAAUGACAUAAUUGAAGGUGAUUAUAGAGCCCAUGUAAAUUAUGAUGAUAUUGCCAAUGAGGAAAAGAGAAGUUAGGUUAUCCUUAAUUACUUUCAUUGCUGUGAUGACAGAAGCCGUUUACUGCCAUUAAAAACACAUUGUAUUUUAUUCCAAGUGAUAAUGAGUAAGACCAUGCUGUAUGUGA